Molecule: messenger RNA, 622 nt
Organism: Papilio xuthus (Asian swallowtail)
Lineage: Eukaryota; Metazoa; Arthropoda; Insecta; Lepidoptera; Papilionidae
Product: ejaculatory bulb-specific protein 3-like
Exons: 3
Coding region: 107-487 (126 amino acids)
Source: RefSeq, a predicted model, not a curated record
AUACCAAGACAUCAAAUUAAACAGUAUAUAUAGUCGGAGCAUUUCUGGGCAGUUCAUAACACAUCAGUGCUUCUUAUGAAAUUGUUGUUUAAUUGUUUUCUAAGCGAUGGCGUCCAAGAGUUUGAUCAUUUUACUUUGUGUGGUUGCAUCGGUGUGGUGUACGUACACUAAUAAAUAUGAUAACAUCAACUAUGAAGAAGUAGUAAGUAAUGAAAAAUUAUUAAACAAGUAUGCAGAUUGUAUAUUGGAUAGGGGUAGAUGUACUGCAGAAGCAAAGGAACUAAAAGAACAUUUAAAAGAAGCUAUCGAAAACGGCUGCAAGGAAUGUACUGAGAAACAAAAGGAGGGAACUAACUAUGUUAUCCGAUACCUCAUAGAAAAUAAGAGAAAUCUCUGGGAGGAACUUUGCGCCAAGUUUGACCCCGACGGCAAAUGGAGGAAGCAUUACGAAGAAGAAGCAAAGGCCAAAGGAAUCAAAAUCCCAUGAUUUUACCGUAUAUCCUUUUUUUCACUUUGACAGUUUUGAAAAUAAAUUCAGUAAACUAAACCUAAUCAAAAUCCCGUGAAUUAACUAUGUAUUCUUAUAUUGACAGUUUUCUUGGAAAUAAAUUUAUUAUAUCAA